AUGACUCAAUUGAUAGCACUCUUUCUAUGUGUUUUCAUGGCGCUGGCAUUGGCGGAGGCUAGAGUUCGUCACUACAAGUGGGACAUGAAGUAUGAGUUCAAGUCGCCGGACUGUUUCAAGAAGCUGGUCAUCACCAUCAAUGGAAGGUCCCCGGGCCCGACCAUUCUUGCGCAACAGGGAGACAUCGUCAUCGUGGAAGUUACCAAUGGGUUGGUGACAGAGAAUCUCGCGAUCCAUUGGCACGGAAUCCGGCAGAUUGGAAGUCCAUGGAGUGAUGGAACAGAGGGGGUGACUCAGUGUCCCGUUUUACCUGGAGACACUUUUACCUAUCGUUUUGUCGUUGACCGGCCCGGAACAUACUUGUACCACGCGCAUUACGGGAUGCAAAGAGAGGCUGGAUUGUACGGGUCGAUCCGGGUUUCGUUGCCGGAUGGCAUGGCUGAGCCGUUCGAUCACGACUACGACAAGAGCAUCAUCCUCAACGACUGGUACCACAAGAGCACUUUUGAGCAAGCUGCUGGCUUAUCCUCCAUUCCCUUCGGUUGGGUUGGGGAGCCUCAGUCACUGCUAAUUCAAGGAAAGGGAAAGUUCAAUUGCUCCAAAUUGGCCACUCCGACCUUAGAUCCAACGGCUUGUAACACGACUAAUCCCGGAUGUUCGCCAUACGUACUAACAGUCAUCCCCGACAAAACAUAUCGCCUUAGGAUUUCAAGUGUGACCGCUCUAUCUGCUCUCAGCUUUCAAAUUGAGGGUCACAACAUGACUAUAGUUGAAGCAGACGGGCACUAUGUGGAGCCAAUUGUGGCCCGAAAUCUGUUCAUCUACUCGGGCGAGACAUACUCCGUCUUGAUCAAAGUCGACCAAGAACUGUCAAGAAAUUACUGGAUCAUGACCAACAUCGUUGGCCGGAACGCCACGGCCACGACCCCUCCCGGUCUAGCCGUUCUUAAUUAUUACCCAAACCAUCCGAAGCGGGUCCCACCCACGGAUCCGCCUGCCGGCCCGAUUUGGAAUGAUGUCACGCCACGAUUGGCUCAAAGCUUGGCGAUCAAAGCCCGCCAAGGAUACAUCCAUACUCCACCACCCAAAUCAGACCGAGUGAUUGUGUUCCUCAACACACAGAACAAGAUUGACGGUUACUUCCGUUGGUCCGUGAACAACAUGUCGUUCACACUCCCGCACACGCCGUACCUGAUUGCCCUAAAGGAGAAUCUCCACCACACGUUCGAUCAGCACUCACCUCCCGACUGUCUACACGACUUUGCGAACUAUGACAUCUACCGCAUCGCAAACAACACCAAUUCCACCUCCAGCACCGCGAUAUAUAGACUAAAGUUCAACUCUACAGUGGACAUCAUAUUGCAAAAUGCAAACACUAUGACCGCAAACAACAGUGAGACACACCCAUGGCACCUCCACGGCCAUGAUUUCUGGGUCCUUGGGUAUGGGACGGGCAAAUUCAACCUCGACAAUGACCCAAAGAAGUACAAUUUGGCAAACCCGAUCAUGAAGAACACAGUGGCGAUCCAUCCUUAUGGAUGGACCGCCCUCAGAUUUGUCGCAAAUAAUCCGGGCGUUUGGUCGUUGCAUUGCCAUAUAGAGUCUCAUUUUUAUCUGGGCAUGGGCGUGGUGUUUGAAGAAGGUGUCGAAAAGGUGGGUAAGUUGCCUUCGGAGAUCAUGGGAUGUGGUAUGACAAAAGGCUUCAAGAGACCAUGA
Syzygium oleosum is the source of this 1716-nucleotide messenger RNA. RefSeq names its product L-ascorbate oxidase-like. Gene Ontology annotation, cellular component: extracellular region. Lineage: Eukaryota; Viridiplantae; Streptophyta; Magnoliopsida; Myrtales; Myrtaceae. The transcript is spliced from 5 exons. The coding region runs from base 1 to 1716 and encodes 571 amino acids. The record is from RefSeq and is a predicted model, not a curated record. Gene Ontology annotation, molecular function: copper ion binding; oxidoreductase activity.